Molecule: messenger RNA, 1341 nt
Organism: Fimicolochytrium jonesii
Lineage: Eukaryota; Fungi; Chytridiomycota; Chytridiomycetes; Spizellomycetales; Powellomycetaceae
Exons: 6
Coding region: 415-1170 (251 amino acids)
Source: RefSeq, a predicted model, not a curated record
GAUUGCGCUUUUGAUCGUUUUACCCGUUGGCUGCUUCCUCAUGACGGUGGUCUAUUUCCGGGCAAUGAUCGAGCGAAUGUAUCAUAAGCAAGUCCUGGUGUUCAACCUCCUCACAGGAAUGCCUCGCGAACAUGUCAACCGGAUGAUCGAGAGCUAUGAAACGGAAAUUGAGAUAUUGCUCGAAGAGAUGGAUGACACCAAGACAACGAAAAAGCAGUCGUUAUCUGCGGCCACAGGAUCUUUCCCUCCGAAGAUGGUCAUGGCGCGCUCUGUCCCAAAGAGGCAGUUUAAGCAUUUCAUGAUUUAUGCCGCAUUGAUUGCCUGCCCGGGGACGUUGAUGUUCGUUCCAGCAUUACUGCAAAACAACGUGAGUUACUGAGCGGAAGAUUUGGCCUGCAUGAUAUUGCCUCUCAUAUGACCAUUUCGCAGUUCGCGGUCAGCAUCGCCGAUACGAUUCUGAACCUCUCCAAUCGCGCUUUCGACUUGGCCAUCAGCACUGUUCUUGCGGUCGAGGUCGCUGUCAACGACACGACAAUAUGGCUUCCGGAUCGUCAAAGAACCUGGCUGGAUCACUACUACAUUGCUUUCCAAAAUGAUCAUAAUCAGCUCAUGAUGGAUAAGGCUGGUUCUCCAAGUCUUUUGAGCUUUGGAGCUGUGAACAGCUUGCUGUCUGUCGGAGGGAUGUGUUUUGCGAAAAAUGGAUGCGACAACAGGGAGUACAAUGAAACCUUCGGGUUUACGCAGGAUUUGGUUGAAGGACCAUUUGAAACGCUCAUCUUCAAAUGGCGCGAGAGCCUCUCCCAAUAUCUGCUAAGCAAUCCGGUAGAUCAGAAUCUGAACCACAAAGGGCUUCGUUUGAUGCAAGCGGUACUUGAAGACUGUGCCAACGGCUCGGCUGCGAUCAAUGAUCUGCUCGUCGCGGAUAUAAACGAGAGGAACAAGCAGGCUCGAGCUUUGACCAUUCUAGCGUUCUCUGUCGCUGUUGCUGCAUUUGCGCUGGGGUACAUGAUCGUUCCGCGGCGGCUGAUCAGGAAGUUCAAGGAACAAAUGGAUAGCUGUUUGUGGCUUGUCUUCGCCCUUCCGCCAGAAGUAACGAACACUCUUCCGGAUCUGAAGCGAUUCAUCGAGAGCGGGGGUGCCAUCUUACCGGGGCAAACUUCCGACACUUAAGGCGUUUCGAGGCCUCCCAAUGCCACAUUCAUAGGCAUCGCAUUUAGUUGGAAUGUGGCAUGCGGUCAUCAUCAUUUAUAUAUUCGCAGAGCAGAGAGGAAUAUUGUAGUGCACUACUCUCAAGUUAUGCUUUCUGCAUAACAACUCCUUCAAGAGUGCUUCCAAUAUAUG